Messenger RNA from Acanthopagrus latus (yellowfin seabream), 5431 nucleotides. RefSeq names its product transcription initiation factor TFIID subunit 4-like. Gene Ontology annotation, biological process: DNA-templated transcription; transcription initiation at RNA polymerase II promoter. Gene Ontology annotation, molecular function: RNA polymerase II general transcription initiation factor activity; protein heterodimerization activity; DNA binding. Bases 69 to 3335 code for a protein of 1088 amino acids. Gene Ontology annotation, cellular component: transcription factor TFIID complex. The record is from RefSeq and is a predicted model, not a curated record. The transcript is spliced from 15 exons. NCBI's taxonomy places the organism in Eukaryota, Metazoa, Chordata, Actinopteri, Spariformes, Sparidae.
UGUACAAAAAAAAUAAAAAAAAAUAAAAAAAAAUAAAAAAAAUAUAUAAGAGCUAUCUGUGAUCAGAGAUGGCGGGCGCCUCCGACCCCCUGGAAGAUAUGCUCUUUUCAGAGGUGGAUGAAAAAGCUGUGAGCGACCUGGUGGGCUCGUUGGAGUCACAGCUUGCCGGCCAAAGCAACCCCGCAGGGAAAACGGACGAAAACGGAGGCGCUGGCUCGGUGCCCCCCGCUAACCAUCACUUAGGAAAAACGCUACCAGCUCCAGUGGGCACCACAACACUAGAACAACAACAACAAGGACGGCGUAAUAAACCUGAGAUGCGCCAGGAGAUCAACUCUAAAGACGCUAGCCUGGACAAAACUGUCACAUCUCCACCUGCGGGCUGCACCCCUUCCUUCGGCGAGCCGUCCGCCACUUCAGCUGCCGGUGUUAACGCCACUAGCAGCGGGUCGCAAUCACAUGGAGCAUCCAUCACAACACUGACUGCAUCUGGCGUGUCAACUUUGGCAUCCACGCCGGCCAGCAUCAGCACCGCAUCCAGCCGGGGGUCCAAGGUGAGCCCGGGCACGGGUGACACGGAAGCUAGCCCGCCGAGAAAACGCAUCACCACCCCGCGGAGGAGCGCCUCGGCUCGGAUAAAGAGUUUGAACGGCGCUGCUGUAACGACGAGGAGGAGCAGCAACACCACCGCCGCCACCACCGCCGCCACCGCCGCGGUGGCAGAGGCUGUUAGCUCCGUGGACACCAGCGCGAACUCGACCCGACCGGCGACCUCCUCCAUCAACACCUCGACGUUCACAUUAUCCAACGCGAACCUCCCCGUCGGUCAGUCGGCUAUCGCGCUGGACCGGGGGACCCCCACCAUCGCCUUGCACAGACUCCCGAGUCACAUCGUAGCGAGCAUAGCCCAGAACGGCAACGGGACCAGCGUGUCGGCCUUGGUCCAGCAGGGCACUGCUCGCUUAGGAGCCUCAGCCCCACAGGGAAACCACGGCAAACCCGUCACGGACACUGGGGCUUCCCAGGCAGACGAUUGUCAGUCCAAAAUUGUAAUGUCAAGCCAGUCUGGUAGUGUCAACUCUGUAAUAAACACUGUCCCCCCUGCGCCUUCUGUUGUCACACCUACAACCACCACCACCACCACCACAGCAGCAGCAGCCACGACCACCACAGCAGUGAGCCAGCCUGUGAGCUCUGCUGCUGCUGCUGCUGCUGCUGCUGGGGUCACAGGGGUGGCAGCAAGUUCUGUAUGUGGAGCCGGUCAGACUACAUCAGUGACUACAACCCUCAGCAUGGUCAGGCCCACAGCCCCCUCUCCGACACCCGCUGUGGCCACCCCUGCACAGUCUCAGCCCCGUCCUGGACUUCCAGCAGCAGCACCUCAGAGGAUCGUAGCCCCCCAGCUGAUUGUCAGACCGCCUCAGCAGCAGACGACCAUUCAGCUGCCCCCCGGGUUUACCAUCCCACCGGGGAUGGUGUUGGUACGGACGGAGUUGGGCCAGCUAGUGAUGGUUCCCCAACAGGCUCUGGCUCAAGCUCAGGCUCAAGCUCAGGCUCAGGCCCAGAACAGCAUCUCUCCGCGACCUGCCACCCCCACAACAGGAGCAUCCUUCAGAGUAACGACUCCACAGUCUCCUGUGACCUCUCAGACCACCAGGCAGUGUCCUUUGACCCCAGCCAAGAUGGUACCGUCUGCCUCUCCCACUCCUUCCAGUCCUGCCCUUCAGACCUCCUCCUCCUCCUCUUCUUCCUCCUCCUCCUCCUCCUCCUGUCCUGCACUCCGCCCAAAGGGCCCCGUGGCACCGGCCGUGGCAGUGACGGCUCCGCAGCAGACCCCCGUGGUUAUGGCCCCCCAGGCUCUGGCCCAGCCUGCCUCCCAGCCAGUGCAGCCUCCGCAGACGGGCAUUGCCUCGCCGCCCGGAGGUCCUGUCGUGUCCCAGGAAAUGCAAGAGAAUGUCAAGAAGUGUAAGAAUUUCCUGGCCACACUCAUCAAGCUGGCGUCUCACAACUCUCCGUCCCCUGAGACUUCCAAGAACGUCAAGGCUCUGGUUCAGGACCUGCUGGAUGCCAAGAUUGAACCGGAGGAGUUCACCAGCCGGCUGCAGACUGAGCUCAAGUCGUCUCCGCAGCCUUACCUGGUGCCCUUUCUCAAGAAGAGCCUCCCGGCCCUGAGGCUGUCUUUGCUGAAUAGUCAGCAGUCCCUGACCCAGCCCCCGCAGCAGGGAGUCAAACCAGCACCCGGCGGCACCCCCCCUGCCAUCGUGGCCGGGCCAGCUGUCCGCAUACGCCACCCGAACAGCGUCAGCACCUCUGCGGGUGCCAGCGCGCUGCCCGCCGGGACGCUGGGACAUGCAGCUGCUGUGGGUAUUAAGACAGCGAGCACCGUCGGUGGCCAGGUCCGGAUGCCCAUGGUGAUCACACAGUCUGUUAGAGCGCAAGGCACGAUGGGGAAGGGAGCCAUCAUCCAAGCAGGCAAAAGUCCCGUGGGCCUGGCUGUGCAGAUCUCUGGGAAUCAGAAAAACAAGCUCAAUGACCCCGGAGGAGGCUCUUUCAGGGACGAUGACGACAUCAACGACGUCGCCUCCAUGGCCGGGGUGAACCUGAACGAGGAGAGCGCAAGAAUACUCGCCACCAACUCUGAACUCGUGGGAACGCAGAUCCGCUCAUGUAAAGACGAGGCCUUUCUCCACCCGGGACUGCUCCAUCGACGAAUAUUGGAAACAGCCAAGAAGUUUGGAGUCACAGAGGUCCCCAUGGAGGCAGUGACGUUCAUCUCACAUGCUACACAGUCGCGACUUCGGACUGUGGUAGAAAAAGUUUCUACGAUCGCGCAGCACCGGCUGGACUCCUGUAAGGAUGAUGAGUGCUACGAGCAGUCUGCAGACGUUCGCUCUCAGCUUCGCUUCUUCGAGCAGCUGGAGAGAAUCGAGAAGCAGAGGAAGGACGAGCAGGAGAGAGAGAUCCUGUUGAAAGCCGCUAAAAGUCGCUCCAGGCAAGAGGACCCAGAGCAAGCUCGACUGAAACAGAAAGCUAAGGAGAUGCAACAGCAGGAACUGGCCCAGAUGAGGCAGCGAGAUGCAAACCUCACAGCACUAGCCGCCAUUGGACCCCGCAAAAAACGUAAAGUGGACUCUCCAGGGGCCACCCCAUCAGGGACAGAGGUUUCGGGCAGCACGGCGGGCUCCCUGGCCAGCUCCUCAUCCCCGUCCACCUCAUCGCGCCAGUACACACGGCAACGCAUCACUCGCGUCAACCUCAGGGACUUAAUUUUCUACAUGGAGCAGGAGAGAGAGACCGCCCACUCCCUCCUCCUUUACCGUGCCCUGCUCAAGUAGCCUCUGGUCCGCUCAGCGCCCACCUCAACCUCCUCCUCCUCCUCCUACUCCUCCUUCUCUUCUUCCUCCUCCUCCUCCUCCUCCUCCUCCUCCUUCCCCAGCCACGUGCCUUCAGAUCAGGUCUAAUGUUUCUGCUCUGUGUCUCCAUAUGUACUGUAGUGACGUUUGAUGUAGCUUUUAAUAAGAAGUGAGAAGACAGAGAGAGAGAGCGAGAGGGGAAAAAACAAAACAAAAAAAAAAAACGUACAAAAACAAAACUGUCGUUCCGUUUAGAUUCACGGUGUGUAGUUAGAUCAAUCAGUUUAAAGGCCAUAUCAGAUUCUUUGUGUUGAGGUUGAAUUUGUUUAAGGAACAAAGUGGUUUCAUGUCGCAGGACUGGAUCCGGAACUAUGUUGGGUAGCUAUUUAUUUAACAUGGUCGGCAGUAGCUUCAGUGAGCCGCCUCAGUGUAAGGAGCAUUACGUUACGCACCUCGAUACAGCCUACGUUACUUUCCACGAGCUAUUUUGUUGAACACAGUUCAAUGAAUGUAGUUUAGCCGAACUCAAUAAAACGAGAGACUUCAACCGAUCUCUCUGCAGAGACGUCAUCCUGAGACAUUAAGAUUCCAAAUAACAGCAUCACGUCGCGUUUCCUUACUGUAUGUGUAAAUAGUUCUUUUUGAAUUAUUUUACAGCACGUGUAUUUUUUAAUCACCCGUAAGCUUUGUAAGAAAACAAUUACCCAUGUGUCGAUAUUAUGAAAAUCUGAUGUUUUGUAAAACCAUGUGCUUUUGAUUGAGUCAAAGAUUAGACAGUUUAUUCUCUUCACCUGUAGAGUAUUAGUUAUAAAACGGAGUCCUGCAAAGGUCAUCAAACUAAACCCGGUUCUGAUUGGUCGCCCCUGAUGAGGGAGUUUGUUGUUUUUUUUUCCCUACAAAUAAUGUGAACAUUGUCUUUUAUGACUAGAUGCUUGUAAGUUGUGUACUAUCGCGCUCACUUCUUCAGAUAAAGCUCACCUGGUUUUAAAGGUAGGUGCGGUUCAGAGGUCAGAGGACUGAAACCUCGGAUCAGAACACACAUUCCUUCAUCUUUUUCCCCCGCCGUCGUCCUCUCUGGAGUCCUCUAACCUUGAUAAGGACCGAACCGCAGGUGUAGUCCACGAGGCGGACGAGUGCUCAGCAUUUCAACUUGUUCAUAAUCUGACCCUAAAUUAAAUAUCGCGGCUGUGAGGUGACGUGUGACUGUCGGUGAAGCAGUCGAUUGAUUUCCAUUUUGUUGUUUUUCCGUCUUUGCGUCACUGAUCGAAGAGAGGAACGAGACAAAACGCCUGCUUUCUACAUGUCGUACUGCAUCGUCGCCUUGUUUUUCUUCAUUUUUUGUUUUUAUUAUCAAAUCCUAAUAUUGUCCAUUAUGUUUUUUCUAUUUAACUAAAUAUCUUGGCCUCUAUGCAGCUUUUUUCUUGUCAUAUUGAAAUUUAUUUAAAUAUGAGUGACAUUUGAAACAAUUGUUGUGCGUUGUACAUUUUGACAGCACUUUUUUUUAUAUCUAUUUUACCUGACAACUGAAAGCUGUCACUGUAUUAUAGCAAAGAAACGACUCUUUUAAGUAGUGAACAGUAUUUGCCAACUUCUGUCAAAAGAGACUUAUUUUUAACAAUUAAUAUAUUUUCUUUUUUUUUCUUUUUCUUUAUUGUUUCUUUUAUUUGAUCGGCUUUUAUGCUUAACACAUUUUCAUGAAUUUUAUCUCCAAAAAAAGUACCAUGUUUUAAAAACAAGCACAACAUAUCUAUUGAUUAUGAAGAAAUAUGAUUUUAUUAGUGAUUUCUAUGGUUUCUGGUGGUUUCACAGGAGGACAUUUCUACUAAUACUACAGCUUUUUAGCCAAAAUAUUAGAAAAACAAUAUCACUGAUGUAAAAACACAUGGAGGAAAAAUAACAUUUCAAUUGUAUGGAUGAUUUGUAAAUAUUGUUUACAAAACUAUGUGUUUAUUAGAAACCACGUUAUUUUUGGUAAACUCUUGUACAUAUCUUGAAAAUUUCCUGUUUGUGUGAAAAAACAAUACUUAUGUAUUUGUACCUAUUUUGUAAAGGAAUAAAUAAGCUGUUUACUAAACUGA